Messenger RNA from Mucor velutinosus, 2952 nucleotides. RefSeq lists its product as uncharacterized. The record is from RefSeq and is a predicted model, not a curated record. The transcript has 15 exons. Gene Ontology annotation, molecular function: isoleucine-tRNA ligase activity; aminoacyl-tRNA deacylase activity; ATP binding. Lineage: Eukaryota; Fungi; Mucoromycota; Mucoromycetes; Mucorales; Mucoraceae. Gene Ontology annotation, biological process: isoleucyl-tRNA aminoacylation; mitochondrial translation. The coding region runs from base 1 to 2952 and encodes 983 amino acids. Gene Ontology annotation, cellular component: mitochondrion.
AUGCCAACUAUUCUACAUGUGCGCACAAUGCGCCUUUCUUCAGGGAGCUUCAGUAAGCGUAGUUUCUGGAAUUCUGCCAUCCUAUCAGCCAAGGCAUCCGAGAACCCAUACACCAAGACAAUUUUAUUGCCCAAAACCAAGUUUCCCCUGAGAGCAGAAGCAGCCAAACGAGAGCAUUUGUUUAGAGAUCGAUGCACAGAAGAUUUGUAUACUUGGCAGCUGAAAAACAACCCAAAAGAUCUGUUCAUCCUUCAUGAUGGACCACCCUUUGCGAACGGAAAUGUUCAUUCUGGCCAUGCUAUGAACAAGAUUCUCAAAGAUAUCAUCAAUCGUUACAAACUACUCCAGGGCCAUAAGGUCUAUUAUCGACCAGGAUGGGAUUGCCAUGGCCUUCCAAUUGAGAUCAAGGCAUUAGAGCAAAUUCGUAAAAAAGGAAAGGAAGCAACCCUAUCACCCACGGACAUUCGCAAAAUUGCUCGAGAGAAAGCCCUGUUUGAAGUCGACAAACAACGCCAUAGUUUCAAGAGUUGGGGCGUCAUGGGCGACUGGGAAAACCCCUACUUGACACUAUCAAAUGAUUAUGAAAUCCGCCAGUUACGAGUGUUGACAGAUAUGAUCAAGAACGGCCACAUUUACAGACAAUUGAAGCCAGUAUAUUGGUCGCCAUCAUCCAAAUCCGCAUUAGCAGAGUCAGAAUUGGAGUACAGGGAGGACCAUGUAUCGAAAUCAAUUCACGUUCGCUUUUCGUUGAGAGAAUUAGCUCCUGCCCUGAAGAAAAAGUGGGAUUCACACCUCAGAAACCAGAAUUUAUACGCAUUGAUUUGGACCACAACGCCUUGGACCAUUCCAUCCAACAAGGCCAUCUCUGUGCAUCCUGAACUGAAGUAUUCGUUAGUGCAAGUGGCUGAUGGAGACAAGAAGGGAACAUACAUUGUGGGCACGGACCGUGUAGAGGCUUUCAAGCAGGAAAUAAAGGCCGCUGAUGUCACUGAGUUGGAUCAAGUAGUGGGCCAAGAGCUGCUAGGUUCAACAUAUCAACACCCCUUAAAUGGUGCUACUAUGCCAGUCAUCGGCGGUAAUCAUGUUACUGCUGAAUCAGGUACAGGUUUAGUUCACACUGCUCCUGGCCAUGGUAUGGAGGAUUACGAAGCUUGUUUGGAACACAAUAUCGAGAUGAUGAGUCCAGUGGAUGACGCUGGAUGCUUCACAAAGGAAGCCGGCUCUGAGCUUGAGGGCAAGAUGGCAUUCACGGACGGCAAUGAUACUGUCAUUCAUUUGCUUGAAAAGAACGCGGCACUUGUGAUUGCGCAAGACUACACACACAAAUAUCCCUAUGAUUGGCGUACAAAGCAGCCUGUCAUGCUACGUGCUACUGCUCAAUGGUUUGCCAAUGUUGAGCAUCUACAAAAGCAAGCUGUGGAGAAUUUAAAAAAGAUUCGUAUGGUUCCUGAAGUCUCUAUUCGUCGUCUGGAACAGUUUACCUUGUCUCGGAAGGAGUGGUGUAUCUCUCGUCAAAGAUCUUGGGGUGUUCCUAUCCCAGCCUUGUAUGAUCAGGACGGCAAGGCUCUCCUGACCGAAAAUUCGGUGGAAUACAUUAUCAAGAUUCUUCAAGAAAAGGGCACUGAUGCUUGGUGGGAGGAGCAGGACGACAGUAUUUUUGUUGCGCCUGAAUACAGAGAUAAAGGAAAAGUAUACAAGAGAGGCUAUGAUACGAUGGACGUCUGGUUCGAUAGUGGUACCUCCUGGACGAUGCUUCAGAAUAUGCCAGGCAGAGAUCCUCAAAAGCCUGUUGCUGAUGUCUAUCUCGAAGGCAGUGAUCAGCAUCGUGGAUGGUUCCAAUCCUCUCUGUUGACCUCUAUUGCUGUCACUGGUAAAGCACCCUACGGAACGCUUGUUACCCAUGGCUUUGCCCUGGAUGAACGCGGACAGAAGAUGUCUAAAAGUAUUGGUAAUACACUGGAACCCAUCUUGAUCACAGAAGGCGGGAAAGACAAGAAAAAGAACCCUGCCUAUGGUAGUGAUGUGCUUCGUUAUUGGGUUGCCAACUGUGAAUACACAAGAGACGUCAGCAUUGGUCCUUCCAUUAUCUCCCAAAUCUCUGACAAUUUGCGUAAGGUGCGCACUACAGCAAGGUUCUUGCUCGGUAAUCUUCACGAUUUCAAGGAGGAACACUAUGUUGACUAUAGCAAACUGCAACAAGUAGAUAAAUACAUGCUUCAUGAGCUGUACAAAUACAACGAUCGUGUAACAAGUGCAUACAAUGAUUUUGCUUUCAACAGAGCUGUUCAAACCAUCCAGAACUUUACAAACACCACCUUAUCGUCCUUUUAUUUCGACACCAUCAAGGACAGAUUGUAUAACGAAUCUGAAUCAUCAGAUUCUCGUAGAAUGGCACAAACAGUGCUAUACGAAGUGCUGAAAUCAUAUACCACAUCGAUCGCACCUUUCGUGUGCCAUACAGCUGAAGAAAUCUAUGAAAACUACAAGGCAAUCACAGCCAGUUCUGAAUCGUCUGUAUUCAAGGCAGGAUGGCUGAAAUCUGAGGAGCAAUGGUGUAAUGAGGAUUUGAAUGCCAAGUGGUCGACAUUGCUGCAUCUCAAGGGAGAAGUGAAUCAAGUCCUGGAAGCAGCACGCCAAGAAAAACGCAUCCGAACAUCGCAAGAGGCUGAUAUCUCUAUAUACUUGGACAGCAACUCAAAAUUAGGAAAGUUGGUGGAUUCCGUGGAUGCUUCUGAGCUAUCGUCCCUGUUCAUGACAAGUCAGGUGAAUAUAGUGAAUGGACAAUCAGGUUCCAUCCAAGGAGAAUCUGAGAGAGAUGCUGUAGUGGAAGGCGACAAGUGCAAAAUUGUGCUCUCCAAAUCAAAGCAUAGCAAAUGUCCUCGUUGCUGGAACUAUCAUUCCACUCAAGAAGAUAGUCUAUGCUCAAGGUGCUCAAACGUAUUGAGUAAAUAA